GCUCUGUUUGCAAGAGACAGCACUGGACUUUGGACUAUAGCUGAGAAGUGAAGUAAACAACAGGACUAUAAAUACCAGCGUUUCUCACUGUGCCUUUGUGGAGCAGCCCCAGAAAAGCAAAGAGAAAGGAAGCAAGCUGAUCUGAAGGGGUUGCGUCAACCCCAGCAAUGUGGCGAAGUCUAGGGCUUGCCCUGGCUCUCUGUCUCCUCCCUAGUAGGGGAACAGAGAGCCAGAGCCAAAGCUCCUUUUGUAAGCAACCCCCAGCAUGGAGCAUAAGAGAUCAAAAUCCCAUGCUGAGUGCCACUGGCACAGUGACUGUGGUUGCUCUUCUUCAAGCCAGCUGAUAUCUGUGCAUUCUGCAGGCAUCCAGAUUUGAAGACCUGCGAGUAAAACUGGAGAAAGAAGGCUAUUCUAAUAUUUCCUAUGUUAUUGUUAAUCAUCAAGGAAUUGAUUCUCAGUUAAAAUACAUACACCUUAAAAAUCAAGUUUCUGAUCAUAUACCUGUUUAUCAACAAGAAGAACACCAAACAGAUGUCUGGACUCUCUUAAAUGGAAAUAAAGAUGACUUCUUUAUCUAUGACAGAUGUGGUCGUCUCGUAUACCAUCUUGGUCUACCUUACUCCUUCCUAAGUUUCCCAUAUGUAGAAGAAGCCAUUAAGAUUGCUUACUGUGAAGAAAAGUGCGGAAACUGCUCUCUCAAGACUCUUGAAGAUGAAGACUUCUGUAAAAAUGUAUCUUUGGCUACUGUGGUAAAAACAACUGAGGCUCCACAGCCACAUAACCAUCAAAACCAACCUCACAAGCAGGGGCAUCAGCAUCUUGGGAGCAGUGAACUCUCUCAGAAUAAGGAACCAGGAGCACCAGAUAAUCCUGUGCUUUCCCUUCCGCUAGGCCUUCAUCAGCACCAUCAGCUCAAGGGCCAAGCCAGGCAGGGUCACUCAGAGAGUUGAGAUAUACCACCAGGUGAAAGUUUACAACUUUCACUAAGAAAACUCUGUCAAAAGGGGUGCAAAAACCAGUUACUGUGUAAGUCAUCCAAAGAUUCACAAUUAGCUCCUAGAAGCUGUUGCUGCCAUUGUCGACAUCUGAUAUUUGAAAAAACAGGGUCUUCAGUCACCUGCCAGUGUGCAGAAAAUCUCCCAUCUUUAUGCAGCUGUCAGGGACUUUUGGGAGAGGAGAAAGUCAUUGAAUCUUGUCAGUGUCGAUUGCCUCCAACUGCCUGACAAAUAAGUCAGCAGCAGAAACCCACAGAAACCAACCGUGACUGAAGUUGAAAAAAUAUGGCACAAAAGUGAAAAUGACCUUCAAACUAAAUAUUUAAGACAAGAUACACUCCCUAAAUCAAUUUGCAGACACAAUUUCAUUUCCAAAAUUUUAUAAACUACUUAAUUAGUAAAUUAAAAUAGGAACUGGAUUAUGCAAAUAUGGAGAAAUCUUCUAGAUUGGUUUCUAAAUUUUAUGUCAUAAAAUUUUUGACCCAAACCACAUUUUUAUCAUGGAGCAACUGAAAAGUGAUUGCACCUUUUGGUUAAUAUGUCUUUCUUGCUCUUUUUUCAGUAUUCUAUUUGCAUUAAUGAGAACAGAAACAUAAAC
This is a messenger RNA of Chinchilla lanigera (long-tailed chinchilla), 1593 nucleotides long. RefSeq names its product selenoprotein P, plasma, 1 (gene Selenop). NCBI's taxonomy places the organism in Eukaryota, Metazoa, Chordata, Mammalia, Rodentia, Chinchillidae. Gene Ontology annotation, cellular component: extracellular region. Gene Ontology annotation, molecular function: selenium binding. Gene Ontology annotation, biological process: selenium compound metabolic process. The transcript is spliced from 5 exons. The record is from RefSeq and is a predicted model, not a curated record.